AUGGCUGCUAGCAUAGCUUGCUUAUACCUUCAACUCUUAUACCAACAGGCAGACAAUCUCUCGAGGGAAAUAGUUCCUUCGAUUUUCGGGCAAAAGAAGUAUAAUAAAAAACUGCAGAUUGGGGUAAGAAGUGAGGAUCUUAGGGACUCACCGGAGAAAUCAAUUAAGGGAAGCGGUAUUGCUCUUUCAUCUCCAAGGCUUGUGAUGCCGGCUGCAAUUCAUGGAUUGCGGGUCCUGUCUCAUCAAUAUUUUGCCAAUGAUCCUUUUGAUUUCCAGCUUGUGCCUGCUAUGUCUGGGGUGUUUGUAUACAAAGCUGCUGCUCUUGUGCAAGCAUACAGAGACAACGAUGACCUGAAGCUUGUCUUCCCAGAUAGCGGGGAAGUACCAAGUGACUCAGUUCUCCAUUCAACUUGUCUGUCUUCCGGUUGCCACAUGAGCCCUUACAAACGACGGCAGCAGAUGGGGAAAAGAACCAAGAGCUUGAUGCCAGCUAGCGUGGUUCACAAUCGGGCGGCACCUGAAGAAGACAAAAGUUUAGCUCUUCGAGCCUAG
This is a messenger RNA of Populus nigra (black poplar), 552 nucleotides long. RefSeq lists its product as uncharacterized. Lineage: Eukaryota; Viridiplantae; Streptophyta; Magnoliopsida; Malpighiales; Salicaceae. The transcript is spliced from 5 exons. The record is from RefSeq and is a predicted model, not a curated record. Bases 1 to 552 code for a protein of 183 amino acids.